AUGACGGACGCUACGGUGGCAUUUGUACUAGAGAACCUAAAGGAGUUGAUUGAUUCCACCAGUAAGCAGAUUUCUGAAGUGAAUAAUAAAGUGCGUUCUCUGAUUCGUGAUCUGGAUUUUUUCAAAGGCUUCCUCCAGGAUGCCACCAAAAAGCCGAUCGAGGAUGCUGCCAUGAAAGCAUUGGUGAAACAAAUAAGAAUCGCAGUAUACGAAGCAGAAGAUAUUGUGGAUGAAUAUGUUAUUGAGGCAGCUCAGCACAAAUCCAGUAGUAUGUUUAAAAAAAUAAAGCAUCCGUUGGAGCAUCCCACAAAGCUUUUAAAUCUGGCGCAAAAGAUUGAGCCCAUGAAGGAGAUGGUGAAUGAAAUAUAUAAGAAGAAGGAGUUUGGCGAUGUAGGCAGGCUAGAUAGGGAAGGAUCUAGCACCUCCAAAAUAGCCAAGGCUCCCAUCGUAGAGGAAGACCAUGUGGCAAGGGAUUUAAGCUUUCCAUUUAUCCUCCUGAUCACGAUAAAUGAUGACCUCCAUUUGUUCAAUCUCCGAAUUGCUACAUUCUCAGAUAAUUCAUCCUACAACAAUGCCAAGGAUGAUGAAGAUAGAUGCAUGGAGUGA
Molecule: messenger RNA, 606 nt
Organism: Fraxinus pennsylvanica
Lineage: Eukaryota; Viridiplantae; Streptophyta; Magnoliopsida; Lamiales; Oleaceae
Source: the annotation of a GenBank genome assembly